AUGAUGGGGUAUGUACAUUUGAUCUUCCUAUCUACCUUCCUCUCGGUUUCCGUGACAUCUGAAACAUUCCAUGCAAUGGAAGGUGAGGCUUUUGUUAUAAAAUGCUCUCGACGGCAAUCAUCUGUGAAAAUCACCUGGUAUCACACAGAAAGUAACAAAAUAAUUCCUGCAGAAGAAGAGGGAUCACGAAUAUUUUCCUCAGAAGGACGGCUUUGGUUUCUGCCAACUUCUAGACAAGAUUCUGGAAAUUACACUUGUGUUAUACAUUUUUCAGAUAAUACCAUAAGCUCGCUCAACAUGAAUAUGCAGGUGCAUCCAUACAAGCAAGGAGUAUGUUUCCCAAGUGAGAUUCGUUACCCAAACGAGACUGGAAGAGGAAGAAUUCCUUGUCCUACAGUUGAGAAUUAUAAGAAUGCUACUAUCAUCCAGUGGUAUAAGGACUGCAAACCUCUCCAGGGACCAAGAUACUUCAAGGCUGGAAAUAGUAUUUCUAUUAACAAGCCGAGGAAGGAGGAUGACGGUUAUUACACUUGUCAAUUUAUGUAUACUCAUAAAGGAAAGGUGUUUAAUGUUUCAGCAACAAGAAUUUUCAUAAGUAAGG
Apaloderma vittatum (bar-tailed trogon) is the source of this 601-nucleotide messenger RNA. Its product is annotated as interleukin-1 receptor-like 1. Lineage: Eukaryota; Metazoa; Chordata; Aves; Trogoniformes; Trogonidae. Gene Ontology annotation, molecular function: interleukin-1 receptor activity; interleukin-33 binding; interleukin-33 receptor activity. The record is from RefSeq and is a predicted model, not a curated record. The transcript is spliced from 4 exons. The annotation marks the transcript as partial.